AAUGCAUACUGUAUUAUUUUUGUUGUUAUUAAUUUCUUAUACUUAUGGUUAUGGUCGCCAUAUGCCCGACUAUAUUAAGCCUUGUUCUAAGAGCAAUAUCGCAACAUGUGCCCUAGAAAGUGCUAGGGCUGCUUACCCAACCAUAGUAAAAGGGGACCCUGAAUUCGAUAUUCCAAAUUUAAGUCCAUUACAUUUUCCUGAACUAGAAGUAGAUGCUGGUGAAAACUUGGUAUUAAAAUUUAAUAAUUUAAUAGUUGAAGGCAUGGAACAUCUUGAUAUCAAAAAAGUUGAAUUUGAUUUAGAAAAUAAGAAAGCUUUUUUUGAAUGUUAUGGCAAAAUAUUAUACUUCCAAGGACACUACGAAGGCGGUGGAAAAGUUUAUGUUAUGACAUUGCAAGGAAGUGGAAACUCCAAUAUCACUUUUGUUGGAGGAACAUAUACCUAUAGUUUUGCAUGGGACAUUAAAAAUAUCAACGGCGAAGAUCACUUAGUCCUUAAAGAUCCAAAAAUGAAGUUUAAGCUUACAAGAGCACAUUUUGAUUUUGAGAAUUUAGAAGGAAAGGACCUUCAAGGAGAAAAGGUUAAUACACUAGAAGUUUUAAAUGAUAAUUGGGACAUGAUAAUAGAUGAGGUAGGAGACCAAAUUGCUAAUACAAUUGAAAAAGUUAUCACUGAAAUUAUUAGUGGAUAUUUUGAACAUAUUCCCGAAAGUGAAAUGUUUGCAUAGUGGAAACAAUGUAUCAUAAAUUAUGAUUUAUAAUACACAUUAUUACAUUAUUUAUAUUGUAAUUUUUUUGUUAAUCAUUAUAAUAAUCAUAUUUUUAUAAUUAUAAUCUUUUCCUAUGGUAUAAU
Molecule: messenger RNA, 852 nt
Organism: Brassicogethes aeneus
Lineage: Eukaryota; Metazoa; Arthropoda; Insecta; Coleoptera; Nitidulidae
Source: the annotation of a GenBank genome assembly